CCUACCCUUCAAACCUUAAUAAAAGCAACUUGUCUUCAACAUUCUAUAUCCUCCAUCUCACUUUUUUCACUUCUCUCUCUACUCUAUCUCUCUCUCUCUCUUUGGGUUCCCUUCUCUUCUCUUUAUUGUCCUCUAUUUUGUGGGUCCCUUACCCUGCAAAAUCAAGCACACACACACAGCUGUAUCAUUAUUAUAUCUUCCUCAACCAGCAACUUCAACUUCCUUUGUAACUGCUUCCACAUUUCAAAAAACCUUAACCCUCUUUCUUUUUUCUCUCUUAUUUUCUUCUACUUUAUUUUUUUCCUUAGGUUUCUCUUCUUUUUGUUAUUGCUAUGGCUAAACUUAAUGAAGAUGUUACUGAGUUUGAAAAAGUGAAUGAGAAACUUACUGAGUUUGAUACCGCGUUUGGUUUUCCUACUGAGUUUCCUUACGAGUUUGACUCGUUUGAAACUGAAAACAGUGAUGAGGAAGAUUUCUUUGCUGGUUUAACUCGUCGACUGAGUCAAACCUCGCUUAACGAAACUCGGAAGCAACUCAGCGAACUCAGUGCUCCCAUUUUCAACAGCGAAAAACCUGAGAUUCAUGAGAAGGUUCGAGUUAUGGCUGGUUCACCUCAGUCGACGUUAGCCGGAAUCGGAAGCUGGUCGGGUCGUAGCGGCGGGUCAAGUGACGGAAGUCCAAACGGUUCAACUCGUGUACCUUCGCCAACAACAAUACCGUUCUCCACCGGAAACGACGCUUGGGAGGUUUUAUACGCCGCUGCCGGUGAAGUUGCAAGGUUGAAGAUGAACAACGAAGCUUCGUUGUUCGAGUUUCAGAACAAAAGAGGACUACUCGGCGGCCUUCCACCACCUAUCACGGCGGAGAAUCGCGCCGCAGCUUUGUUCGGAAACCCUAAUCCUUCUCAUGUUCAGUAUCAUCAAUUGAAGCAACAGUGUGAAUCAAUUUGGGGAAGACAAGCCCGGGUCCAGGCCCAGGCCCAAGCAAAGGAAGCUAGUUGGUUGGCUCAUCAGGUUCAGAGCAGAGGAUAUGAAUAUGAAGGAAUGAAAUGCAUGCGGGCUUUGCCUCGUCCAGCAUGGCAUUCAACUAUGCAAGUGAAGCAGCACCAAAAUAAUCCGGGUCUUUUCAACGGAUCCGGGUCUGGUUCAAGACCCGGUUUAUAUAAUGGAUCUGAUGUGAAAAGAGGAUGUGGAGGAACAGGGGUGUUCUUACCUCGUCCAUAUGGGACCCCUCCUCCUGAAUCUCGCAAGAAAACAAGUAACAAUCAUGAACCAUUUGUGUGUCGCAAGAAAACAGGUCGUUCAAGUGUUUUGGUCCCAGCUAAGGUUAUUCAUGCUUUGAAUUUGACUAUUGAUGACUUUAAUGGUGGUAGACAACCUUGUUUUUCAAAUGAUUUUGGUGUGGAUUAUGAUGCAUUGUUGGCAAGGAGAAAUGCUCUUGUGAUGCAGCAGAGAUUAAGAAUGCAAAGAGAAGAGGCAGCUAGUUAUGAAAAUCGUUUGCCUCAGGAAUGGACUUAUUGAUUCAAGCAAGGAUUCAAGUUUCUUCUGAUUAUUGAUGAUGAUGAUGAUGAAAAAAUUAGUUAAUUUAGAAGGGUUGUGAUAAUAUGUAUUUUUAAUAAUAAAAAUAUUUUAGUAUAAAGAUGAGAUUGAAGAAUGUGUUUUGGUUAGUUUAGUGGCAAUAAAAACAUCCGGUUUUUGUGAGAUGCAGCUUUUGGGGAACACUUGUAGUUGGAAAGAAGAACAUUGAAAGAUGGUUAGAUUAGGGGUUAGAGUUUUUAAUCUUUUUAAUUAAUAUUUUAAUAUUAUUAUUUUGUAAUAAGGUAAAGUGGUCAUUGUCUUCCAUGUUAAAUUAUUAAGUUUAUGGAAGAAGGGUAAAAGGGCUUAUUAGCCAUUAUAAGCUAAAGUUUCAUUCAAGUCAAGAUGUACUAGUUUGUAAUAAGUCAUGCUAUUUUAAGCUUAUAAUAUGUAGUACUCCGAAUUUAUUUUA
Molecule: messenger RNA, 1986 nt
Organism: Trifolium pratense (red clover)
Lineage: Eukaryota; Viridiplantae; Streptophyta; Magnoliopsida; Fabales; Fabaceae
Exons: 5
Coding region: 333-1520 (395 amino acids)
Source: RefSeq, a predicted model, not a curated record